Messenger RNA from Lineus longissimus, 3476 nucleotides. Its product is annotated as membrane progestin receptor beta-like. Lineage: Eukaryota; Metazoa; Nemertea; Pilidiophora; Heteronemertea; Lineidae. The record is from RefSeq and is a predicted model, not a curated record. Gene Ontology annotation, molecular function: signaling receptor activity. Gene Ontology annotation, cellular component: membrane. The transcript has a single exon. Bases 21 to 1070 code for a protein of 349 amino acids.
GGUUACUAGUAGCCUAUACGAUGAAAUGGAGAUUCUGUCGACCAAAGCUGGCGGAUGUGAAGAAUUUCUUUACCCCGCACCCUGACACUCUACCUGUCGAGGGAGUACACCCAGUAUUCCACGAGAAAUGGAUAGAGACUGGCUAUCGUGUGCCCUACAGACCCUGGUCGUACUACUUAGGUAGUUUGGUCACCUUCCAUGUUGAAACCUUCAACAUCUGGACACACCUUAUUGGUGCAUUGAUUGUAGCCUACCACGCCUAUGGGUACGCCACCACGACAACUGAUACAGGAUGUACCCUGUUCAUGGUUUCAGGUUUUUGUGGAGUCUACGCUCAUUUAGCGAGUGUAGGUGCUCACUGGUUCUGCUCCAAAUCUCCUACCGUCUAUAAGCGUGUCUUCCUCUUCGACUACGGUGGAGUAUCAGUGUAUAACUUCUCCUGUCACGUGCUGAUGUUCUACACAACAUACGACUCGCGAUUCGUCCAAUUUUGGGGAGCGUACGCCAUCCCUUUUGUUGUGAUUUUGAAUGCAUCUGUCUGCUUUUUGCUCUCAUACGGUGCAAGCUUUACAACACGGUCCAUCAUAGUAAAGAACGUUGUGAAUGUCCUGUCGAUAGGAACAACAGUGUCAAUUGGAUGUGCCGCUAUGCAGAUGAGGGCGUGGCACCGACUGGCGACAAGGGACUGCCAAGACUGUGACCUAGAGGAACACAUCCUCUUCCUGAUUCUCCUUCAUGGCGUUGUCGCGGUUCUCUCGGCCGUUUCCUUCAUUGCACUCAUGCCAGAGCGUUGCUCACGACGAACCUUCGACAUCCUCGGCCAAAGCCAUCAAAUCUUCCAUAUAUGCGUCACGCUGCAGACACUGUUAACUAUGCGAAUCGGAUACCUAGAUAUCAAAUUAGGCUACAGGACACAUGAAGAAGUCGACACACUAAAUGCCUUUGGUUCAGUUUGGUGGGCUGUGCUCGCCAUGUUUUUACUGAGUUGGUUAUUCACUGCAUGCUUCAUGCCCUAUGUCUACGUUCGUGUUUCCCGGGACAAAGGAAACGGUAGUUUGAAGAUGAAGUAAGGAUCAUUCGUUAUUCAUGGUACUAUGGGUUUGCUGUAUUAGGACGACUAAGGAUAACAUGGAUGGACUACAUUAAAGACUGGACUUAUAAAUACCUCACAACGCCUCAACUCAUCAGGAAGGCUGAAAACCUAUCUUCUUGGGUAUGCAUCACUGCCACAUGCUGCUAUGGCGCCCCUACCAUCUUAGGUCAUAGUACAUGUAGUAGAAGCAAGGUGCUUUUCAAUUGUCUGACAUUGUAUUGUUCUGCACCUCUCAAAUGCUGGCUGUGUAGUAAUUAGACCGACGAAUCGACCCUAUGUCGUAGUUGGUUACCAUGGUUCUGUAGACGCUUGGAUUAUUCGAUAGACAUAAUGUGUUAAGAUGGUCCAUCUGAUUGGAGUGGCAAAAGAUCUUUAGCACAAGCUGUCACUCCCUCGGAUUGAGCUAAUUGACUUUUGCUCACACUGAUACCGAAAGGUCACCAUCUUGCGCUAUCUUCUUAAAGCCAAUAAACCUAUAAGCAGGACAUUCGGCCAAUUUCUUUGGUGGCAGACGUACCUUAGAAGUCGGCAACGGCAGGUCUUACAGCAGACAUCCGAACCGUCUCAAUUUUAUUGAACAACCAAUUAUUGGUCAAUCCUUUCCCCAACAGUCACGUUCAAGGAUUAUCUCCACCAAGUUUACUGUGAUGAGCAAUUGGAUACAAAAGAAGAUUUAGAAGAUGCUUUCAGAAAGUAUCGGUUCUGCAAAGUCUGUUCCCGGUGGUACCUGGAUGUUCAUGUUAGGAUGAAAACAGUAGUGAUGUUCUCACUGACAGACUGCUUGCCUUACUACUAUGUGAGCAACACAAAAACAGCCUCGUAUCGAGUCAAACAAGACCUGUUUUCGUAUAUCAAAAGCAUUGGCAAUGCCAAAGUAUAUGACAACAAUACCCUAGAGACAUGAGAUAUAUCUGGUAUUGCCAACGACCAGGUUCGGGUCGUUUCUUUGAGUACACACUUGUGGACUGCUGAACCCGUGGUCGAUCCAAAUAGGCAAGUCAUUGCGGCAUUAUUUGGUAACUUGAAGGUAUACAUAACGUUUCCCUGUACAGACAAACUGAUACCAGAGGUACAUCAAACAAUUCUACCCAAGCAAUGCGGUGCAUGCCAGUAAGGCAUGACAAACAAAUUCUACCCAAGCAAUGCUGGUCAUGUCUUACUGACUUGCAAGCAAUACAAUCGUGUCUUCCAAGAUUUCUGGUUACUGAAGGAUGAUUAUCAUCUCAGCACCCGGUGUCCAUCAGCUAACUUCAUGGUCAACGACCUUGAUGAUCCACUCAUCUUUAUUGCUCACUUCAUCCACUUAACAGCUUUCGCCGCCGAUUUCGAACGCAGGUGACGAGUUGGCCUGUUAUCAAUCUGGGAGCAACCUAGGCUUGGCAGAGCAGGUCUGCUUCUACGACGGACAGUAGCUUGGCUUCGCGUUGUGCAUUUCACAAAUGUUAUGGAUGGGCCAUUUGUCGUCUUCAAUGUAAGCCGGAGGAAUUGAGGAGUUGUCUUUGGCUGUUAACUUUACAGUCAAUCGGUUUAAAUUGAUGUAAAUCAAGGAAAUGUCGAUGAGCAACAAACCUGCUUGGUAUCAACCAGCCGUGACAGGUUCUCCUUCAUCAGGCUUGUUGUUUUGCUUUGUCUAUUUUCAGCAGUUCUUCAGAGACAUUUCUUGGUUCUUAACGAAUUGAAUACAUGCGAAGUUAUCUUCUAGUAAAUAUAUCCCGAAGGUUGUUAAUUUUUGAGAGCGUAUAUUGCUUUGGGAGUCCAUUAUGUUUGAAUUGCGUGUAUCUUAUGAACGCUUCAGUGUUGAUAACAACCAAUGAUCCUGUAUCCGCACCUCUUGUAAUAUCAAUACAAUUUUAAUACCUCCUUCUCAUAUCAAGGGCUGGAAUCCAGGCUCAGAUUUUGCGUGUGGAAACGAAUCGCUCAUCAGGCUGACCCCAAACGGACGGAAUAAAUUCAUUUAGUUGGUCAUUAGAUUCGGCGAUCGCUCUCACAUUAAGGAACUCCGCCCUGACACUUGAUGUUCUCUGUCUCCCCUAUACUUCUAUAUUCGUCCAGCUGAAAAAGACACUUUGAUGCGAGCAGCAUUUACUAUGAUGAGUGCUUCUCCACACGUUCCUUUUUAGGUAAUGCUAGAUCUCCCGUGAGUGCUAUUGAGGUCUUGGUCUUCAGCGUCACUUUACCUGACUCUUGUCACAAGCGUGUGUACAUUGCACAUACAUCUGCCAUGUCUGUGUACACUGCCAGCACUGAUUUACUUACAGAGUACUCGUACAUGGGUCGGUUCAAAACCUGACUCCGACUCACUUGUUCUGUCACAACCGCAUGUACAUGUACAUGUACAUCCGUCUUCUAAUGUACUAACUAUGAAGAGUUCGUGGUGAUUUAC